AUGAAGCGCGGGGAGCGGGCGCACCUGAUACUCCAGCCUGAGUACGCUUACGGCGACGCGGGCGCGGAGGGCGUGCCGCCGGGCAGCGUGGUGGAAGCCGAGGUGAAGCUGGACGCCAUCCACGAGGUGACCCUGGUGGCGCCCGGUGUGGUGAAGAAGGUACUGGAGGACAGCUCAGAGUGGCGCACGGCCAGCGAGGGCGGGAGGGUCACCAUCAGGUACCGCGCCACCCUGCCGGACGGCACCGCGUUUGAUGAGGCGGCAGAGGGCGCUGAGCUGGAGGUGGUUGUUGAUGACGAGGCGGUGCCGGAGGGCCUGGACCUGGCGCUGAUGAAGAUGAAGAAGGGGGAGCGCGCCCUCAUCACCAUUUCGGACCCAAAGCUGGCAUAUGGCGCGGCCGGCCACGCAGGGCGCCUGGCUGCGGUCCCCGCGGACGCCGCACCCCUGACGUAUGAUGUCACACUGGUUGACCUGGUCAACCCUAAGGAGAAGUGGGAGAUGAACGCCGCCGAGAAGGCGGAGGCGGCGGCCGUGGCCAAGGACAAGGGCAACGCUGCCUACAAAGCCGGCAAGCUGGACCGUGCCGCGCGCAUGUACACCAGCGUGACAGACCUGGUUGGGGAUAAGGACGCAGCUGCUGACAAGGAUAAGGAGGGCGGGCCGGAGGUCAGGGCGCAGACCAAGGAGCUGCGCAAGAGCGCGUGGCUCAACCUGGCGGCGGUGGAGCUGAAGAGGGGCAACCACAGGGAGGCCCAGAAGAGCGCCACAAAGGUCCUGGAUCUUGACCCUGCCAAUGUGAAGGCGCUGUACCGCCGGGCACAGGCCCUGGUGGGGCUGCAGGAGUUGCUUGAGGCUGAGCGCGACGUGAAGGCGGCGCUGGAGGUUGAGCCCGGCAGCGCUGACCUGGCGGCACUGUCGAAGCGCGUCAAGGUGCUCAUCAAGCAGCUUAACAAGAAGGAGGCCGGCCUCUACAAAUCCAUGUUCAAGGCGCUGGGCAAGGGCACCGGCGGCGCCGGCGAGGCCAAGCCGGCCGACACGGCCGCGGACGCGGAUGCAACGGCGGGCGCUGACCAGGCGGGAGCGGCGGCGGCGCCGAUGGAGGAGGAUGGUGCCGCCGCGGCGCCCGGGGCGGAGGCGGUCGCGGCGGCGUGA
Messenger RNA from Monoraphidium neglectum, 1152 nucleotides. RefSeq names its product FK506-binding protein 4/5. The record is from RefSeq and is a predicted model, not a curated record. Lineage: Eukaryota; Viridiplantae; Chlorophyta; Chlorophyceae; Sphaeropleales; Selenastraceae. The transcript has 11 exons. Gene Ontology annotation, molecular function: protein binding; peptidyl-prolyl cis-trans isomerase activity. Bases 1 to 1152 code for a protein of 383 amino acids.